Molecule: messenger RNA, 846 nt
Organism: Penicillium cinerascens
Lineage: Eukaryota; Fungi; Ascomycota; Eurotiomycetes; Eurotiales; Aspergillaceae
Product: DNA 5'-adenosine monophosphate hydrolase
Exons: 2
Coding region: 1-846 (281 amino acids)
Biological process (GO): single strand break repair; double-strand break repair
Cellular component (GO): nucleus
Molecular function (GO): single-stranded DNA binding; mismatched DNA binding; double-stranded RNA binding
Source: RefSeq, a predicted model, not a curated record
AUGCCCGGGGCGGAACAACACCGCGACCAGAGCGAAGGUGCCGCCGCAUCUACAAGCUCGAUUCCGAUCCCUACGCCGAAGAGAAACGCAUUCACCGAACUCCUCUCCGCUCGCAACAAGCAGCGUAAACCCACAUCCAUCGGCUCAUCGAGCCGAGACGCGCGAAGACGCAACAUGGCUUCAUCCGGAGGACGAGAUGGACUGGAAGUAUACCUCGAAAAACCAGAGUCCUAUCCGUCCAAUGUGGUAAUCUACCACAAUGCAGAUUUCGUCGCAAUUCACGACAUGUUCCCGAAAUCGUCACUACACCUGCUCCUCCUCCCACGAGACAAAACCAAGUACCGUCUCCAUCCAUUCGAGGCCUUCGAAGACGCCGAGUUUCUCACGAAAGUCAAGGCCGAAGCACAAAAGCUCCGCAAAUUGGCAGCGGCCGAGUUGCGCCGUAAAUAUGGGAAGGAAUCGGCGCAGGAACAGGCGCGACAAGCUGCUCUCAAUGCUGACCCGCCGCCGGACGAACUGCCAGAUGGGCGAGAUUGGGAUAAGGAAAUUAUGUGUGGAAUACAUGCAUGUCCUUCCAUGAAUCAUCUACAUGUUCAUGUCAUUGCAGUGGAUCGGCAAAGUGAGAAGAUGAAGCACCGCAAGCACUACAACAGCUUUGCGACGCCUUUCUUCGUGCCCAUCGACGACUUUCCUCUAGCGCCGGACGAUGAACGGCUGCAUCCUACACGGGAAGGGUAUCUACGGUGGGACUUGAAGUGCUGGCGAUGUGGCAAGGAUUUCGGGAAUCGUUUUGCCGAAUUGAAGAGGCACCUCGAGGAAGAGUUUGAAGAAUGGAAGAAACUGUGA